AUGCCAACUGAAAUUACGGUCCUGAGCUUUAACCUGUGGGGGAUAUUUAACUCCAAAUAUCGUGCCGCCCGUAUGGCGCGAUUUGCCGCGAAAGUUGCUCAUUAUGAUAUUAUUUUGCUUCAGGAACAGUUUUCGAAGGAGGACUUUGAGCUCAUUAUUUCCAAUCUGCCCAGUGAAGUGCGGGAGAAACGAUACUUCAAGCGAUUUCCAAGUGCUUUUUACGGUUCCGGUAUUGCCGUCAUCUCUCGUUUUCCCAUUAAAUCUGCAUUGUUUUUUACGUUUCCACUGCAAGGGUACCCUGAACGUGUACUUCACGGUGACUAUUACGCCAACAAGGGGGCAUCGCUGUUGCGCAUCCAUGUCCCAUGCACCACAAGGAGGGGUGUGAGCCCCGAUCCACCCUAUGAAGAUGUGUUAUUGUAUAAUACACAUCUCGUGGCAGCCUAUCAGAAAACCGCUCGUUUGUUAAAUUGGCGUGAUGAACUCUACUUGCCGGUUCGCUUGAGCCAAGCAAUUUCUCUUGCGGAAUUUAUCUCGUCAACAUCACAUCCCACCGAUCGUGUUAUUAUUGGAGGAGAUUUUAAUGCAACACAGCGCUCUCUGGAGUUGCAGGCAAUGCUCAUUUUAUUACGUAAACGCGGGUACAAGUUGGUUUCGGUGCUCCCACCAUCCAUUAUGUACCGUCCAGAGAUGUCUGAGCGUGAAAAAAGAAUCAACACUGCCACACUGACAUAUUCAGAUGCAAAUAUGUUUAACUCACCCAAAGAUGGUUGGUUUGUGGAAGGAGGUGAUGUGCCGUGUCAGAUUGAUCAUAUCUUCUUUACAUCGAAUACACUUCGUCUCUCUGCGUUUAACGACUGCCCGGAUGCGGCCGCAGACUACCCUUUUAAGAUGCCAAUCAAUGGUGAAGAAGGACCUGCGGGUGUGGUUGUCUUUACAGGGAACAAUGAGGUUCAAAUCCCACCAGAAGAAGGACUUGGGGUAAAGGCUUUGAAAUGGUUCUCCAGAUUGAGCUGUGCGUUUUGGUGCGGGCAACUUUUUGCCUUUUCGGAACGCCAAACAAAUGAAAAUUCGGCAAACACAUUGGAACCACGUUUCUGUCCCAUCUCUGAUCACUACGGCGUCACAGCAAGGUUUCAGUUGGGAGAAGAAGAAGAAGAAAAAGAAUUAGAAGUAGAUGGAUCUACGGCAGCUGGAAAAAAAUUAGCCCCAAAGAAGGGAUAUGUGGAAGUAGCAUUAACAAAAGCCGAGGUUGAAAUUUUAACGGAGGCUGCCGUCUUUCUUGAUGACUCGGUCAAUAAACUUUACCGUGAGAGUAGGAUUUGUAUGUGGUUGGCUGCUGCUAUGACGGCUGUUGUUUUGGGAAAUCUUAUUUACAUGGAGUAUCAAGCUCAACUGCGGGAAGAACACACAGGCCGUGUUUUGAAAGAGCUGUUUAAGUUUGCCAAACUUCGAGGAACCGCCAUGGGGCAGGAAGAAUUGUCGUUGGGCUUUGAUUCCACCUCAUGGAGGCAGUGGCUGCGGCGAGCAUUUUCCAUGAAUUCUGAUAAUUCACAAGCAACAACAGCAAUAAAAUACAAAACGGUCGCAUCGGCAGAUGUUGCUUUGGAUUACGCCGGUAUAGCAUCGAAGCUUCAUUCCAGGGGCCUGUGGGGCCUCGUAUCGCCUGUUAUCACCAUCUGUGGCAGCAUUCUCAGCGCCGCAUCCGUCACAGUGGCACUACUUCAGCGGAUCGCCAACGCGAAGGUCAUGGCGGAGCAAGUUAACAUGCUCAAACAAGCCUGCCAAGGAUGA
Messenger RNA from Trypanosoma cruzi, 1794 nucleotides. RefSeq lists its product as uncharacterized. Gene Ontology annotation, cellular component: cytoplasm. The record is from RefSeq and is a predicted model, not a curated record. Lineage: Eukaryota; Euglenozoa; Kinetoplastea; Trypanosomatida; Trypanosomatidae. Bases 1 to 1794 code for a protein of 597 amino acids. The transcript has a single exon. Gene Ontology annotation, molecular function: sphingomyelin phosphodiesterase activity.